GCUCUUCACGCGCGGCGUUCGCAGCCCGAAGCCGGCGCCGCGGGAAGCCCUGGCGGGGUGUGUGUGCCGUGUGCGUGCGGCGUGUCUCCUGGCAGCGGAGGUGGUGCGCCGAGGAGGAGCGGCCGGCGCUGAAGGGUCCAUGUACUCCCCAGCUGCCUCAUAGCCAACGAUGACCCUGAACUUCUGACCUGUCUGGCUCUACCUCCUACAUCCUGGGAAUAUAGACAUGUACCUCCAUACCCAGGUUAUGCGCUGCUGAGGCUCUCACCCAGGUCCUCGUGCAUGCUAGAAAAGAAAGUGAAAUCUCAGUGAAGAAAGUGAUUUGACCAGGUUUCCAAACUGGUCAGUACAAAAGCAGAAGUUGAACCAGUACCUCACACUGACCUGGUGUUGUUCAUUCAGUUAUAUUUCCUGUUUCUCUACUGGAGUAAAGAUACAAGGUUCUCUGUCAUUCACAGAAAAAAAUGGAUCAUUUAGGACUUUGGAGGACUCAGUUAUCAUACUCCUAUAGCAUCAACUAAGAUUUAUGACAGUUAAUCUGUGACAAAAGUUUCUAUAUUAUAAAACCACUGAAGACCUGAAAGAAAAUACUCUUUCACAUAAAAAUCUUGCAGUGUCAUAUUACUAAAAAAAAUUAAAAAGCUUAACUAUUAAAUUAUUGGACUUGCUAUACAAGCACACAUGUGCAAUAGCUACUGUAUACUCAUAGUUACCAAGCCUCAAAUUUAAAUUUUUUUCAUGAGAAUUUAUAUUUUGCAAGGAGCCAUUGAACAUUGUCAUUAAAUAUUUUUUCAGCUAAGUGUCAGGAAAUUGUUUUGAAACAAGCACAAGAAACUUCCAAGUCCCACCACUGAGUGGAUUUUGUAUCAUGGCAGCAACAUACAGACUUGUGGUUAGUACUGUGAACCACUACAGCAGUGUGGUGAUAGACCGACGUUUUGAGCAAGCUAUACAUUAUUGCACUGGAACCUGCCAUACCGUCACGCAUGGAGUAGACUGCAUUGUGGUACAUCAUAGUGUUUGUGCAGAUCUCUUACACAUCCCUUUGUCUCACUUCAAAGAUGUGGAUCUGAACUCUGUGUUUCUACCCCAUGGAAAUGGACUUUCCUCAGCUGAAGGUGACUAUGCCCAUCAGGCCCUCACAGGCAUAUCUAGGGGCAAGAGAAUAUCUACAUUUCAGAAUACCAGUAAUGUAAAGGACAUUGCAGGAGAAGCAAUCAGCUUUGCCAGUGGGAAAAUAAAAGAAUUUUCUCUUGAAAAACUCAAAAACUCUAACCAUGCAGUUUACAAAAAGGGAAGAAAAGUUAAAUCUGACUCAUUUAACAGGAGAUCAGUUGAUUUUGACUUGCUCUGUGGCCAUUAUAACAGUGAUGGAACCUCUCCAUCCUUUGGCUUACUUCGGAGUUCCUCAGUGGAAGAAAAAUCUUUAUCUCACAGAAAUUCACUUGACACAAACCUGACAUCCAUGAUUCUUCAAAACUUCUCUGAACAAGACCUGGUUACACAGAUUUUAGAAAAACAUAAAAUAGAUAAUUUUUCUUCUGGAACAGACAUAAAAAUGUGCUUGGAUAUCUUACUGAAAUGUUCAGAGGAUUUGAAAAAAUGCACAGAUAUCAUAAAACAGUGCAUUAAAAAAAAGUCAGGAAGUAGUGUCAAUGAAGGAAGUGGGAAUGAUACAAUUUCUAACUCUGAAACUGUCUAUAUGAAUGUAAUGACCAGGUUAGCGUCCUAUCUGAGAAAGUUGCCAUUUGAAUUUAUGCAGUCUGGGAAUAAUGAAGCCAUCGAUUUAACAGAGCUAGUCAGUGAUAUGCCUACCUUACAGCUGACUCCCUUCUCACCAAUAUAUGGCACUGACCAGCCCCCAAAAUAUGAAGAUGUUGUCCAGCUCUCAUCCCCUGAUUCUAAACAGUUUCAAACUAUUGAUUUUCAAGAUGAGGUGCAUGAUUCUGAACAAACAGGCACUGUAAAAACCAUUCCAAACAACUCCACAAAUGCCUUGUAUCACUUGGAAGUAAAUGAUCCCAGGACUCUAAAAGGUGUCCAGCAUCAGUCACCAUCAAAAACCAUGAAUACAUUAGAGAAUAUUUCUUCAGAUGACUUAAUGGAAACUCUUUAUAUUGAAGAAGAGCCAGAUGGAAAGAAAGCAUUAUUAGAUAAAGGACAAAAAACAGAAAAUGGACCCAGUCAGGAGCUGUUAAAAAUAACUGAACAUAGAGCAGAAUUUGCAGACCAUGAUACUCAUCUUAAGAGAUGUUCUUCCUCAGUACAGAACGAAAUUGGUAAGAUAUUUGAGAAGCCAGUUGUCCAUCUACCUGAGGAAAAGUCUAAAUCAGAAGUUCCCAAAGUAAACAUAGGCGAUCAGAGCUAUCUUAUGAACCCUAGUAGUCAGGAAGAGAUAGAUAAAUUACUAAUGGAUUUGGAAUCAUUUUCACAGAGGAUGGAGACUUCUCUUAGGGAGCCGCUUGCCAAGGGGAAAAGCCCCUGUUCUUUAAACAGUUGCAGUCAUUUGACUGGUCAGAACCUUGCAGAUCUUGAACCCAAGCCUAAAGUCUCUUCACCUGCAGAAAAAGUCUCACCUUCCUGUCUAACAAGAAUUAUUGAAACCAAUGGACAUAAAAUAGAAGAAGAGGACCGAGCCCUCUUACUGAGAAUUCUGGAAAGCAUUGAGGACUUUGCUCAGGAACUAGUUGAAUGUAAAUCAGGUAAAGGGAGCCUGUCUCAAGAAAAGGAAAUGAUGCAGAUUCUACAGGACACUUUAACAGCCUCCUCCCAAGCCAGCGUACCAGUCAGCAGAAGCUCUGCUGGUGAUAGAGCCAAAGAUGCCACUUCAGUUGUUUUGAUUCAGCAGACACCAGAGGUGGUAAAGAUUCAAAACAAACCAGAAAAGAAGCCUGCAACACCACUUCCACCACCAGCCACCCUCCCAAGUAGUCCACAACCUGACUCUCCUGUUCCUCAUGUCAAUAAUGUGGUGAAUGUACCAUUAUCUGUAAACAUUCCACGGUUCUACUUUCCCCAAGGACUGCCAGAUACCUGCAGUAACCACGAACAGACCCUAAGCAGGAUUGAAACUGCUUUCAUGGAUCUCGAAGAUCAGAAGGCAGAUAUUUAUGAAAUGGGGAAGAUUACAAAGGUCUGUGGCUGUCCUCUCUAUUGGAAAGCCCCCAUGUUCAGGGCUGCAGGGGGAGAGAAGACUGGAUUCGUGACAGCACAGGCAUUCAUUCCCAUGUGGAGAAAGUUGCUGAAUAACCAUCAUGAUGAUGCCUCUAAGUUCAUCUGGCUUCUAGCAAAGCCCAGCUGCACCUCUCUAGAACAGGAGGAUUUCAUCCCUCUACUUCAGGAUGUGGUAGAUACACACCCUGGCCUUACUUUCCUGAAAGAUGCUCCAGAAUUCCACUCUCGUUACAUCACCACGGUUAUUCAGAGGAUAUUCUACACGGUCAACAGAUCUUGGAGUGGAAAAAUUACUUCGACUGAGAUAAGAAAAAGCAACUUUUUGCAAACUCUAGCUCUUUUGGAAGAAGAGGAAGAUAUAAACCAAAUCACAGAUUACUUCUCCUAUGAACAUUUCUAUGUUAUUUAUUGUAAAUUCUGGGAACUAGAUAGUGAUCAUGACCUAUACAUCAGCCAGACUGAUCUGUCUCAAUACAAUGACCAGGCUUCAUCAAAUAGAAUUAUUGAAAGGAUAUUCUCUGGGGCAGUAACAAGAGGUCAAACAGUACAGAAAGAGGGAAGAAUGAGUUAUGCUGAUUUUGUCUGGUUUUUGAUUUCUGAGGAAGACAAAAGGAACCCCACCAGCAUUGAGUAUUGGUUUCGCUGCAUGGAUUUGGAUGGAGAUGGUAUACUUUCCAUGUAUGAGCUGGAGUACUUCUAUGAAGAGCAGUGUGAACGAAUGGAAGCCAUGGGCAUUGAGCCCUUGCCAUUCCAUGAUUUGUUAUGCCAGAUGCUUGACUUGGUGAAGCCAGCCAGAGAUGGCAGAAUCACUCUACGAGAUCUGAAGAGGUGUAGAAUGGCUCACAUCUUCUAUGACACUUUCUUUAACCUGGAGAAAUACUUGGACCAUGAACAGAGAGAUCCCUUUGCAGUCCAGAAGGAUGUUGAGAAUGAUGGCCCUGAGCCCUCUGACUGGGACAGAUUUGCUGCCGAGGAGUACGAGACUCUCGUCACAGAGGAGUCUGCCCAAGCCCAGCUCCAGGCAGGCUCCUUUGAAGACUACGAAGCAGACGAACCUGCUUCCCCCUCUGAAUUUGGAAACAAGGGCAACAAAACAGUAACGUCAAGCCUUCCAGAGAAAUGUGGAAAGCUUCAGUCAGUAGAUGAAGAGUAACUGCCAUCGUCUACACGAAAGGAAAAUAAUGUGUAUCUCAAAUACUUGUGUGAAGAGAUACUCUAGUCUGCAUACUGUUUCCUAAAGGCUUUGAUUUCUCUCAAGUGUGUGUAUCCACUAAGAACUUUGAAGUGUUUUAAGUAAUGGGUCUAUGUACACACAAUGUAAAAAGACGACUUCCAGUUGGCCUCAGGCAUCUUGCAGAGGUUUUCCUCUGUGAAUAUGACAACAUGCCAUACCCUCCGAAGACUGUGAAUCAGCACUCUACAACCCCGAAUGUUCCAAGGCUCUGUUGGAAUCAAUGCCAAAUACCAUUCUCUGCACAGAAGCAGAAGUUGCCUCAGCAUUGGCCAGCCUCCCUGAGGCCCCUCAGGGCUCCUAUGGAGCCUGGAAGAAACCUUCACUUGGAAAGAUCUUGAGUCAGAAAACCUGGAACUUGAUAGUGAAGGCCUCCAGAACUAACUUGUAGUCCCAGUAAUAAAAGCACUGCCAAACAUCUCAGAGACUUUUAGCUAUAUGUACUGGAGUUCAGAGAUCUUGAGCGUACCUGGUUUAAUGUAAUUUCACAACCUGCCAAACUGCUAGUCACUUUACAUCCUCAGGUAUUGUAACCACUGGUCCUUCCAACUUUGCUGGCAAGCUCUGACAUCCUCCCCAUCCUGACUGUGGCUCUUACAUAAACUCUCAAGAAAAAAAAAUUCUUAAAAUGAACAUACAGAAUUCAACUCAUACUUGAAAAUGUGGGGUGGGGGGAUGUCAUAGUUUACCUAACAUGUGCAGACAAUUAUUGAUUAAUCUCCAAAUUAGCUGCCUUCCUCUCACCUUCUAAGUCCUACUUUUGAAGACAUCAAUGAAUGAUACCGUGUGUGAAGACCUUCCAAGACAUGGUCCCUCCUCCACUGAAUGUGAGCCACAAGUAAAAUGCUCAAUCUAACCAGUACUCCUUACUUCAUGAUGGGAUGAAACUAGAUGUUUCAUGCACCUCAGUAUUUAUAACAUAAUUGAUAGACAAGUGGUGUCGCCCAUAAUAGAAAGUUUUUACUACAGUGGUAAAUGUAUUGCUUUCUGAAUCCUGUCUUUGUUCAGCAUGCCACUAUGCAGCCAAAUCCUACAAUAUCCCUGAGGUAAAAACCCGAAGAGUACUCUCCAACCCACUUUUUAUUCAGCCUUCCCUUGGGUUUUAGUCUUUUUUAAAGUGUCAGGAUAGCCUGCCUUUCUACUCCAUUUUGGUUCCUUUGAUGAUAUGUACAAAGCCAAGCACUGAAAUAAUCAAACCAUGGAAUAUGGUAGACAAAAUGUGUUAAGAAUGUAAGAAAUGCCUACCAACUAGUAGUGAUCCUGCCUAUCCUCCCAGAGCCCACGUUAUUUUACCUUCAUGAUGAGAACUGAUACUCCACAUAAUGAUUACAAAUAAUAGUUAACCCAGAGAGAAUUAAAAGGCUAAUAGUGCCCACAUUUUUAGAAAAUAUGAUAUGCAGCCAAGUGUGGUGGUUACACAAGGUGUGAAACAAUCGGGGGUGGGGGGAGGCACGGCAGAGUAAUUUACUAUAUACAGUAAUAACAGAUGUUGCCAGAGUGGCACACACCUACAAUCCCAAUUUAGGAGGUUUUAGUGAGGAGGAUUCAGAGUUUAAGGCCAGCCUGGGCUACAUAGUGAGACUGUGUCAAAACAAAAAGAUUAUGUGAUACAUAUUCACUACCAAUCCGUUAGACUACCAGGGAAGGAAAGCAACUAUUUUUAAUUUCACAUAAAAUACAAAAGGUAAUACGUUUAGAAACCAAAUACAGCUUAAAAGAUUUUUUAGUUAUAAUGGUGUAUUUGGGACUCAACAAAAAGUGAAUCUACAAUUUAUAUUUUUGGGGGGAGGGGUAAAUGAGCUGGGCUAGUUGGGCCUCACUAGCCACACACUGAAAUUACAUGCCAAGUUAUACUUACUUGUGGUGCUGGGGAUCAAACCCAGAGCCUUACACAUGCUAGGAAAGCACUCUAACCACCAAGCUACAGCUUUUAGCCUUUUUCCCCCCUUAAAGUAUUUGACUUUACUUCUCUACCCUGUUUCUCCUUACUGAAGUUCUGUUGUUUUCACUUUGGUCAUUACUUGGUUUUAAACAUCUAGAUUAUAAAAAAAGUGUAGCUAUCAAUAUUUUGAGUUACCCAAAUCAUCCAUUUUUAAGAAUUAAAAGCAUGUAUUUCUUUUUAGAGCUGAAUGCAGGAAUGUAAAUUCUGAAAAAUUAGUUAGUGUAUAUUUGAUUUUUUGGUAAAAGAUCAUACUAAAUAUAACCAUUGCCACCUAACUGGAAAUUGCAUCCCUGGACCCUUUAUAAAGUUAUGAUCUCAACACUAUUUAAUGAAAACAAGGAUUUAAAGCAAAACAUUAAUUGCCAAGGCAAUCAAAUAAAUAAAAUUCUGCAUAUUUUCCCUGUAUCUUAUCUGUCAAUGUAUUGUUCAAAGUGUUAAAAAAAAAAAAAACUUUUGGUUGAUAAAAUGAAGUAAGUCAUUUACUCAACUUUGAAAAUGUUGAAAUAAGUAUAUUUGAGUGGAGAUGACUGCAUGACUUGUUUUCCCCUUUUUGACAAACCAAAAUAAAGUUGUCAAACACA
Molecule: messenger RNA, 6928 nt
Organism: Jaculus jaculus (lesser Egyptian jerboa)
Lineage: Eukaryota; Metazoa; Chordata; Mammalia; Rodentia; Dipodidae
Gene: Ppp2r3a
Product: protein phosphatase 2 regulatory subunit B''alpha
Exons: 16
Coding region: 869-4327 (1152 amino acids)
Biological process (GO): protein dephosphorylation
Cellular component (GO): protein phosphatase type 2A complex
Molecular function (GO): protein phosphatase regulator activity; calcium ion binding
Source: RefSeq, a predicted model, not a curated record